Messenger RNA from Penicillium concentricum, 8709 nucleotides. Its product is annotated as FMP27 family protein. Bases 1 to 8709 code for a protein of 2902 amino acids. Lineage: Eukaryota; Fungi; Ascomycota; Eurotiomycetes; Eurotiales; Aspergillaceae. The transcript has 3 exons. The record is from RefSeq and is a predicted model, not a curated record.
AUGACACUCUUUAACCCGACAUCGAUUCUCGUGGGAUUCCUCCUCCUUUACCUCUCGUCCUUUUUCAUCUUCGCUAUCGUCCGGAUCGCGACGGGCAUCUCCAUUCAACGGAUCGGAUACUUUUCGCUUCGUCGAAUUGCGUACACCCCGAGAGAAGGAAUUCACAUUGAAAUCCGCGGCAUCGGACUCGCGUUACAUCCCUCGUCAUUUGCCCAGCCAACAUGGAUCAGCAUUCGGUUGACGGAACUGAAGAUUACCGUGGACUCGACAAAUCUGGGGCAAGGAAAACGCGAAGCGCCCCGCGACACAUCAGAACCUCUCGGUCCCACCAGCCCACCCGAAAAUUGCGCCGCGCCCGAACCUGACGGAAGAAGCAAAACAUGGAGGACGUUAACACGAAUCAAGGAUCAUGUCAAGCGGCUACACCGGCAGAUCAAUUGGUUGGCUCUCGUGGACCUGACUGCUAUCAACACAACCGUACACUACGUCAACGCCGGCCAGAUCCAGGUGGGAUCACUUUCCCUUUCAGUCGACACGCGGAGUAAGAUGGUGGAACGGGGCAAGCUAUUUCGUCGCAAAAAGGAUAUGUCGCGAGACCAACGCCCGGCCGAGUGGAUUAUGAAUGCUAAAAAUGUUUUACUCAAUGUCGACGGCCGGGAGCCCACCGAGAUAUUGGAUAAUGUGGGGAUGAACCUUCAUGGACUUCUCCACAAGGAUUUGGAUGGACUCAGAGACGCCUCGGUGGCCAUUAAGAUUGGACGCAUGCAUAUUCCAUACGACGAUGUCCGCACGAUAUUGCAGCGCAUCAAGCAGGUCAAGAAAUCCACACAAGGGCCAGCGAAUAUCGAGACCGAUGAAGGAAUAUCAUUUGCCGAUUUCGUGGACGAACUCGACAAGCCUGGAAGCAGAGACGAUUCCAUUGUACAGACUGUGGCGGACUCAAAGGAGUUUGCAAGUUCAUUGCUUCGUGGUAUACAGGAGAUACAGAUCGCUAUGAGCUUCUUCCGUGUCUCGAAGGGCAUCCAGUCUCUGUCUGCAGGACAAACCCCCGUGUAUCUGAAUGUGGUAUCGCAUGAGCUUGGAGUUGAUCUUCAUCGGAUGGAUCCCAAGAGCCCGGAGCAUCGCAUGUAUUUCCAACGGAAUGAUGUUGCCCACCAGGCUCUUCUUGCCGCAAUCUCUCUUUCAGCCAGCUUAGGUGAUGAAUCGGGCGAGACUGAUAACAUUCUAUACAUCCCCAUGGCUACGACAACCAUCAAAACCACACUACCCUCGAAGACCGUGAGCACCUUUGACGAUGAGAACGCCGAAGAGCGAAACACAAAUGUCCUGUUCGCAAAUUUGGUCGUCACAUCACCCUCCGUUGAUCUCCAACCGCAACAUGUUUCGAGGGUUCUCAAGCUGGUACAAAAUCGAGCCUCUUCUCCCCGAGGGAAGAAGCAAGAUAAUCGUCGCUUGAUUUCUCGAUUACUCCCAAAGGCAACCAUCAAGCUUUCUGUUCACGAACCUGUGAUUCGAUUUGUUCUCCCAAUCGAGAAAGAGUCUGGUACUCCCGAUGAUUACAACCUCAUCAUCUCCUCGAUCUCCUCCAUUUCACUCGAUAGCGAAUCCUCUCAUUCAUCCGAAGGCGGUGCCCACUAUUCCCUAUCGUCCAUUUACCGGGUCGCCUCUCACAAAUUCUAUUACCAAACUCCAGCAGGAAACAAACACAAUCUGCUCACAAACGAGAAUUUGGAGCUGAAGGUCCAUCUGAAUGCCACCCCAGAAGUCUGUGUGGUCGCCUCAGGCAGCCUUAACGAGUGUUCGGUCCACAUGAUCGAUGGGGAGGUAAACCGUGGAAUCCGCGAAGUUUUGCAGCAAUUCAUCACCCAGAUGGAAUCUCAGAAGCGGGUACCAAUGCCGGCAAAUGAAAGAAAGUCAAGCGUGUUAAGACGAGUGCCCCCAUGGCUACUCCAAUUUCAGUUUGAAGCCACAGGGUCCAGUGUAGAAAUCGCUGGUGUAGACAGCACCGUCUCUGAUAUAUCUCGUGGCGUCUCUCUGCAACUCCAAUCGUGGACAGCGGAAUACAAAGCUCAGAAAACGGAGAAAAAUGUUGGAAGCAUUACCAGGCGACGUACUCCCAGCCAUUCCACCAUCGGCGAUGAAUCGCCUUUCCGAUUUCCCCCAACAUCGCCUCCCAAGGCCACUCACACUCAACGCGGCGCUUCAGAUGGCCGGCGACUGGCCUUCCACGCGCGUGGUUUCGAUGGCUUUGUCAUUGAGUCAGAAGAUUAUCUGGAACCCGAGCCAUUCUUCUCUUUGCCUCGAUUCGAGGUUGCGCUGAGCACCCACAGUGAUCGCUUAGGACCGGUGCUGCAUGUCACCUCCGUGUUCAAGGGCAUAUACCUUCAAUACUCACUGUACCGGUUCUACUGUGUUGGUGUUGCCGUUUCCGUGAUCCAAGACGUGCUCACACCUUUGCCGCAAAAACACCCACAAUCUGCGGAAAGCAAAUCCAGGGCGCCUGCAAGCAUAUCUCUACCACCGCCUCCGGCAUACCAAUGGUCCCCAAAGAAGGAGCUGGUCACUUACGACGUGAAGGCAACAGUUGUGCAGCUUAAGGCGCACUUGCCGAAUGAUCCUCAAAUAAUGAUUCAGAUCUACGGACUUGCCGGUGCCUCUCAACGUCUUUCUACCCCUCAUAUCAAAGCCAAUCUUGUCCGUUUCCAUGCAGAGGCACCUAAGCUAAAGGGAGUUUGGGCAAGAAUCGGCAGUAUGAACAAUGUCAGGCUGGAUUUCCGAAAGAUGAAGAUGAAACAUGGCAACACUUUGGUUGAAGAAAAAUCUAUUGAUAUAUGGACAGACUUCAUCCGAAUUGGUGUACCUCAUCAUAUGGUGAUGCACCGCAUUUUUGAUAACCUGAUCAACACUUCCAAAGCUUUCAAACAACUGCACAAUCGCUUCGGGAGCGGGUGCAAAGAAUUUGGCUCCAAGAGAGAGCCAGAAGGCCCGAAGAAGGUACCCAGGAUAUCACUUCGCAGCAAAGCGUUGCUCUUCGAGCUCGAGGACGAUGGCUUUGAGUGGAAACUUGGCUGCAUUUAUCGAGUUGGCCUGGUCGAACAGAUUCAGCGGCUGGCCCGGGAAGACGCUUUCAACUUGAAAUCCCAAAAAGUCAGGGAAUCUGACCAGCGGCGCGCCACCUCCCGAUUACGAGCCAAAUCGAGCCAUCGGACAUUGCGUAGCGAGCGAACCAGCCAAGAUACAAGGCGAAGCAGGAGUGCCGAUGAACGGCCAAGAUCUAGUGCCCAGGAGCGUGGGAGAGGUCGGAGAUACCGGUAUAAUACCGAUGGCGCGACCUGUCUCUCAUCAGAGCAAAAGAUCUCUGUGGAUGCCGCUUGGGGCCGACUUCAACAGUACAAUGCUCAAGUCUGGAAAGAGAAGAUCGAUGCCGCUCUCAUGUUCCAGGGCACUUCUAUCAAAGAAGUUCGAAAUCUAUUCUCUGGUGCAGAUGAACCUCCUCCGGACGUGAAGGAGACCGAAACCAUUCUUGCCAUUCCGAAUAGACCAGGUCUGAUGUCAGCUCUGAUCAGUGAUGUCAAUCUUGUUAUCGACAAGCCCUCAUUCGCCAUCGAGGAAUUCCCCAGUUACUUGAACCGAAUCGGAAAGGGAAUGCCCAUGUCUAUGCAAUACGGCCUGCUUAUCCCAAUGAGCUUCAACCUGGAAAUGGGCGAAGCACGCGUCAACUUACGCGACUAUCCUCUAGACUUCUUGCACAUUCCAGCACUGCGCCCAGGGCAGUCCCCUAGACUUCCCAGCUGGUCUUUGCGGACAAACUUCGUCAUUGCCGAAGAAUGGCGUGAUCAUGAUUCUGCAAGACAGGUCGAAGUGGAACUCGUUCCUGCAUCUGAAGGGCCUGAUGGAUCUCCCCGCGAGGCGUUCAAGAUUCCCGUUUGGCGUUCUGUUACACCGGUCAAGACCUACUCAGACCCUGUCAUCGAGAUAAACACAAGCCUGCCAACUAGCAUUUCAUGGGGUGUCUCGUACCAGCCUGUCAUUCAAGAUAUGAUGAAGAUCAUUGAGGGCUUCACCAAGCCUGAAAUUGAUCCAUCGGAGCGGGUGGGCUUCUGGGACAAGAUCCGACUCAGCUUUCAUUCUCGGAUCAAGGUUCUCUGGAAGGAAGAUGGCGAUGUACAUCUGCGGCUUAAGGGCUCUCGUGAUCCAUAUGUGGUAACCGGCUUUGGAAGCGGUUUUGUCAUGUGCUGGCGCAGAGACGUCAAAUUGGAUCUUAACACCGGUGACAAUCCCAUGGAAUUCAUGACUGUUACGAGUGGCGAAUACGUGCUAGCUAUUCCUGACUACAGCGCCGAAGCACGUUGUGCAAACGAGGCAACUACAGAGCUAUUGGACAACAGUUCUGCAUCCAGUGAUCAAAAGAACGCUGCGCACUUCAAGAAGGUUAUCAUGAAGCUCUCUGGCGAUGUUAAAUGGGCAGCAGGUCUAGUCUUCGAGCGGGACAUUGAGAAUGAUGAGAGGUCCUUCUCCUUCAAACCCCAUUAUGAGGUCAUUCUUAAAAACCCUAAAUUCGUCAAACCAUCUGAGCGUAUCAAUUACGAUGCUUAUCGUGGCUUCCGGAGUGACCACAUUCACUUGUCUGUCUCGAUUAUUGCACCGCAGAACAGAAACUGGUCUGUCGACAAUGUUCAACCAUCUUCGAGCUACAAUACUAUCCAUCUCUCACCACGAUUCUUCACCCACUUCUUCAAUUGGUGGUCUCUUUUCUCGGGCGUGAUGUCGCUUCCUGUUCGCCAAGGACCGCUCUGGCCAGGAGUCACAAAGACCAGCAAGAAGUUCAAUCGUCAUUUGGCAACUGUCAAAUACAAAAUCCUUCUCGCACCCCUGUUUGUGGCCCACAUAUACAAACACAAGGACCGCGAAGAUUAUGCAGAGAGAGUUGUUACGGCUACGGGCCUGAAAGUUCGCCUUGAUUGCUUGAAACUUGAUAUUCAUCAACGUCGCGAGCAGAUCAAAACACAUGCCGGGGGACGUUCAAAACAGACCCGGACAAGCGCGAUGCGUAUUAAUCAAGCCCAGAUUGAUAUGCAAUCUGCAGACUUCCGCGCCGUGUCCGCCAGCAUUGAAGGCACAACCGCGGAAGAUGUUGAGCGCAACAGAGACGACAUUCUCUCUUCCUUCCAGCAGCCUGUUGCAUCAGUUGACUUGUCUCGGUUCACAAUCCCCGAUCACAAUUUGGACUGGGUCGACAUGGAUGAUUUCGUGGAGCCGGACUGGAUCCUUCCGCAGGAGUCGAACCCCCGUACUCAGAUAUUGCCUUUGGCCUUCACUCCACGCUUCACCUACACCCGCAACACAGAUCAUUGCGACAUUGGACCCGACGAAACGGGCUACAGUACUUUUGGAUAUGAACCGACUCACGAGUGUGUUAUGUCUGAAACCAACGAUCCUCGCCGUGUUCAGAUUGAGUUGGUCAAAGAUCGCCUUGCAACAGUCGAGGCACAAAUUCGCAAUUUUGAUCGCACAAUUGGGGAAAUGGAACUCAAACUCAUGAAAGAGGUGGACAGCAACACAGACCUGAAAGCCGAGCAUGAGAUAUUCCUUCGCCAGUCCGAGUCUCUGACAAGACGACGCAAGUUCUUGACCACAACUCUCAAUCGUCUUGAGAGGCAUAUCUCACGCGACGAGCGGACGCCAGUUGGCACACCUGGCAAAAAUGUUGCCCCCAGCACUGCUUCUUCCCGAACAGGACAUACAGGUCGAUAUGCCGAGUCCACAACCGAUGGCCGUUCUUCAGGCAUGGAUGGACUUUACUCGCAGGGCAACGAUGAGUUCUCUAGUGAUUUCAACAAUCGUUUCAUGAUCCACAAUGUGCAGCUCAAAUGGAACAAUUCGCUGCGCAACAUCAUCUUGCGGUACAGUCACCAAGUGAGCCAACGGCGUGGAUUUGUUUACUACAUGUCUCGCCGCGCUGUCAAAUUCAUCCUUGAUAUCGUGGAUGAACAGGACAAGAACAAGCGCAAGCAGUCUAAAAUGUCUAAGACGCAUACUGAAAGCUCAUACAACGAUGAGGGCCAAGAGGAGGUCGACGAACGCAUCGCACAAUUGCUGAAUGAUGCCAAGCGCUUCGUGAAUGUCGCAGAGAAUGAGCCACCGGACUCGAACCCCCAAUCAGAUUCGAAUCUCCAAUCCUCUUCCAAUUCGGACAAUUCGAGUGAGAAUAUCGUGCCGGAAUUCACUCCCCAGAAUAGUUAUCACUUGCGUCUCAUUGCGCCUCAAAUCCAGCUUCUCAGUGAAAAGAACCAGAAGUCGGUCUUGCUUGUUGCCGCUAAAGGCAUGGAACUCAAGGUCGUGUCAAUCAUGGAUAAGGCGCGUGUUGCGGACGAUGUCAGCGGCUUGAUACAGCGCCGUUUCUUCCUCGAAAUGGACGGUGCCCAGUUCUUCGUUGCAACCCAGAAGAAAUUGAUGGCAAACUUGCAAUUCUAUGCUGGCAAUAAGUACGGAAACGCGCCCGGAUCAGCGUGGCCGCCGUGGUUGACUUUGGAAGCCAUGUUCGAUUUCGAGCUAAAUCCAUUUGGAUUCUCUCGUAUCGUGCAAAAGACUUCUGCCACCCUGCGUUACGACAAGUUCAACAACCUCCGCCUCAAGUAUAACGAGGAGGUGGCAACGGGUCAGCAGGGCCCUCAUCCUGACGAGCAAGAAGACCGCAUAGACUCGAUCAGUGUCGACUUCCCUCAUUUCCGCGCGAUUUGUGAUUCUGCAGAGUACUAUUCCAUGUACAUCAUUGUCCUGGAUCUUAUGCUCUACAGUGAACCACUCGAAAAGGUCCGAAAUGAGCGUUUGGAGAGGAUCAUGCUCACUUCCGACUUCAGUGAUCUUCGUGGCGCCCCGGAAAUGGUGUUCAAGCUUCAAGCACGCAUUCGCCAGUUGGAGGAAAUCAAAGAGUACUUCCAGAUCAACGCUAAAUUCCUGGAUAAACAGGGGUGGGAGGAUCGGCUGGCUCUCGAACGCGACUUGUGUCAAUGCGAGGAUGAGCUUUUCUUCAUGAUGAAGGCAAUCACGACUUCCCAACGGCGAAUGGAACCCAGUUCGUCCAGGGCAGCCGGUGUCCAUGGCGUACUGCGCUGGAGCAUAUCGGCGAGUGAGGUCGUGUGGCAUCUGAUGAAGGAGCCUUCUGAGCCCUUGAUUGAGUUCCAGCUGCGCAAUGCUUCGUACGAACGAACUGACAAUACUGAUGGCUCGAACCACAACCUGGUAUCUAUUGAGCGACUAUUCGGAUUGAAUCUGCUUCCAGACGCCAUCUACCCUCAAAUUAUUGCACCUUACCUCGACGGCACACGCACCCUGGACGAUUUCAUGUUGCGCGUCAAAUGGCACAUGCUGGAGGCUGUUGCUGGUAUCCCCGUGCUUGACAACUUCGAAGUUUCAUUGUUCCCGCUCAAGAUUCAGCUCGAACGUGAGCUAGGCCAGAAAGUCUUCGAAUACAUAUUUCCCAACGUGGGAUCUAGCGCCUUUGAGGCUGGUGGCUUCUCGCCUUUCAUGAUCAAGAACAUGAAGUUGUUUGAUGAAGGCUCGGACGAGGAAGACGAUGAUGAAGGCUCAAGCGGGACACCACUGACACGCUCAACGAGUAUCGACGGCGAUAGCUCGUCUAUGGACAGUCUCGCCAUCUCUAAGGGACCGGGCGCCAUCGAACUACGACUCCAGCCUACACUGUCGCUUUCAGAUGAGACUAAGUCGCGUAAUCGCUCAGGCCAUCUGAAGGGUCUUGUGAUGACACCUCUCUACCAGGAUAGUAACCGACUGGGUGUAUCAGAGACCGCGCGCAAAACGGGCCGUCCUGCUACGACAGGUGGUCUCAGCAAAAAGAAGUCUGCGGAUAGUCUGCGAAUGUUGACCAAACAGCCGACUGAAAGAUCCCUGUCUAGCCACAGUGCUGGCGAAGAUAGUCGCAAGAAGUUCGGAAUGGGUAAAGGAUCUAACAAGAGCGGCAAAUCCAAAGCGCCAACGGACGACCUGUCCCAAAUGAUAUCCCGCGCCUCCAACUUCAUGACCCUCGCACGUGUGAAGGUGAAUGAUGUGGUUCUCUGCCUGAGCUACAAGGGCAAAGGAGAUCACAACUUGGAGGAUCUCCAUGAUUUCGUUUUCCGCCUUCCAGUUCUUGAGUACGGCAACAAGACAUGGUCGAACCUGGAUCUUGCCCUGCGCCUCAAGAAAGACGUGAUCAAAGCCCUUAUCUCGCACGCUCCUGCCAUCCUUGGUAACAAGUUCUCCCACCACCGACCCUCGAAGCAGCAGCAGAAGCGUUUCCGUGAACUUGCAUCAUCGUCUCAACUCCUGCCAAAUACAUCAAGUUUGGUCAACUCGAACAGCAGCCAAGCCCUAAGUGUGGGCAGCUAUGACUCUAACAGCGAUUACUCGGAGUCACGCUCACGCAAAUCCACGCAAUCGAAUGCAUCGCCAUUGGCUAGGUCCACCUCAUUGAUUUCAGACAUUCACGCCGUAAAUUAUUCGGAUCCCACUAUCCACGACACACGGUCCGCUAGUGAAGUCGAUGUGGAUUCUCGCUGGGAGGCAUCGCGUCGAUUUGUCAAUCCCCCACCCGAGAGACCGAUGACUUCUGGUCACACGACUUCGAUUCGAUCCGGCAAGAAUGAUCAGGAUGACAGUCACAUCAAAACAAUUCGCAACAUCGGCCGGAAGCUGACAUUCCGGAAAUGA